GAGAUGAUAAGAUAUCAGUUGUUUAGAUGAUUGCUGUCACUUUCAUGGUGGCAACUCCAUUUCCAUUUCACAUGUAGACAAUCUCCUUCACUAGUCAAACCGAUUCAAACUUGAAAGCAAUAUCAAACGCGUUUGGAUUGAUUCUCUCUCACACACUCAAAUUGAUUAAAUCAAUUCAAGAUUCAACCAUCAUCUUGUCCAAGCUACCCACGUUCUUUCAUCUCUCCUUCCAUAAAUUAUACAUUUUUAUCCAAUUUCCCCCAUUAAAGCUCAUACCUUUAAACCUGUAUUUUCAAUUUCUUGAACUCAAUUCUCAAAAAAAUCCAAUCUUUAUCCAAUUUCCCACAAAAAUUUCAUACUUUUCAGCUUGGGUUUUCAGUUUCUUGAACUCAAUUCUCAAAAAGAUCCAAUUUUUCUAAAAAAAAAAAAAAAAUCACACCUUUAAACCUGGGUUUUCAGUUUCUUGAACUCAAUUCUCAAAAAAAUCCAAUCUUUAUCCAAUUUCCCACAAAAAUUUCACACCUUUAAACCUGGGUUUUCAGUUUCUUGGACUAAAUUCUCAUAAAACCCAUCUGGGUAUCUCAAAUUCUUCCCAAAAAAUGGGUGUAUGCAUCAGCAAAAGCAAGAAUUCAUCAAGAACUGAAGUGGGUAUUACUUACAAUCACAGAUCUGAUGAGCCAAACAUUGUGUACACCAAAUCACCAGCCCCAGCAGACCAAAUUCCACCCAAGAAAUCACCACCACCACCCAGCCCCAAAAGGGUAUUCAAAUCAGACACAAUUCUUAACAAACCAUUUGAAGAUGUUAAGGAUCACUACACUAUGGGGAAAGAAUUGGGUAGGGGUCAGUUUGGUGUUACAUAUUCUUGUACACAGAAUUCAACUGGUGUUACAUAUGCUUGUAAGUCUAUAUCUAAAAAGAAGUUGAUUACAAAGAGUGAUAAGGAGGAUAUGAGGAGAGAGAUUCAAAUUAUGCAGCAUUUGAGUGGUCAAAAUAAUAUUGUUGAGUUUAAAGGGGCUUAUGAGGAUAAGCAGUCUGUGCAUUUGGUUAUGGAGGUGUGUGAAGGUGGAGAGCUUUUUGAUAGGAUUAUUGCUAAAGGUCAUUAUAGUGAGAGAGCUGCUGCUGGGAUAUGUAGAUCAAUUGUUAAUGUGGUUCAUGUGUGUCAUUUUAUGGGUGUCAUGCAUAGGGAUUUGAAGCCUGAGAAUUUCUUGCUUUCUGAUAAGACUGAGAAUGCUUUGCUUAAAGCUACUGAUUUUGGGUUGUCAGUCUUCAUUCAAGAAGGAAAAUCAUACCGGGAUAUAGUUGGAAGCGCGUAUUACGUUGCACCGGAGGUAUUAAAGCGUAAAUACGGAAAGGAAAUAGAUAUAUGGAGUGCAGGGGUAAUGCUGUACAUCUUACUCAGUGGUGUACCUCCAUUUUGGGCUGAGACCGAGAAAGGAAUAUUUGAUGAGAUUUUGAAAGGAGAGAUUGAUUUUGAAACGGAUCCCUGGCCUUCGAUUUCCGCUAGUGCCAAAGACCUUGUGCGAAGAAUGCUUACACUCGACCCAAAAAAGCGUAUAACCUCUGCUCAAGUUCUUGAGCAUCCAUGGAUUAGAGAAGAUGGAGAAGCAUCAGAUAAGCCGAUAGACAGCGCGGUUCUUUCAAGGAUGAAGCAAUUCCGAGCUAUGAAUAAACUCAAGAAACUCGCUCUCAAGGUGAUUGCUGAAAAUCUAUCAACAGAGGAAAUCCAAGGGCUGAAAUCGAUGUUUAUGAAUAUGGAUACGGAUAAAAGUGGCACAAUCACCUAUGAAGAGCUUAAAACUGGGUUGGCUAGACUCGGGUCAAAACUCACAGAAUCUGAAGUUAGACAACUUAUGGAUGCAGCGGAUGUAGAUGGAAACGGGUCGAUUGACUACAUUGAGUUCAUCACAGCAACAAUGCAUCGACACAAACUAGAACGCGAAGAAGAUUUGUAUAAAGCAUUUCAGCAUUUUGAUACAGAUGGCAGCGGGUUUAUUACAAGAGAUGAACUAGAAACAGCAAUGAAACAAUACGGAAUGGGUGAUGAGGCUACCAUCAAAGAGAUUAUAUCUGAAGUGGAUACUGAUAAUGAUGGAAAGAUAAAUUAUGAAGAGUUCUGCACCAUGAUGAGAAGUGGAACACAGGGACCAAAGCUGUUCUAAUACCGUUAAUUAUGAUUUAAAAAACCGCAGUUUCUAACCAAAGGAGAUGUUAUGAACCUCGAACAGGGUUCUGGGACGUGGUUACUAGUUUGGUUCGGUUUCUAGGGUCUUUUCGGUUGUUGUUAGGGUUUGAGCUUGUUGUAUUUUCUUGUGGAAGUGGAUCUCUGUAAAAAUAUGCACAAUUGUUCUGUAAUCAUAUUUCUAGUUUUGAGUGUUUGGCCAAAAGAUAUUGUAAGUUUGUUAUUUACAAGAAUUCAAAGUAA
Molecule: messenger RNA, 2425 nt
Organism: Helianthus annuus (common sunflower)
Lineage: Eukaryota; Viridiplantae; Streptophyta; Magnoliopsida; Asterales; Asteraceae
Product: calcium-dependent protein kinase 9
Exons: 8
Coding region: 600-2162 (520 amino acids)
Biological process (GO): intracellular signal transduction; peptidyl-serine phosphorylation; protein autophosphorylation
Cellular component (GO): cytoplasm; nucleus
Molecular function (GO): ATP binding; calcium ion binding; calcium-dependent protein serine/threonine kinase activity
Source: RefSeq, a predicted model, not a curated record